This is a messenger RNA of Nomascus leucogenys (northern white-cheeked gibbon), 2142 nucleotides long. RefSeq names its product dual specificity phosphatase 4 (gene DUSP4). Gene Ontology annotation, biological process: negative regulation of MAPK cascade; protein dephosphorylation; endoderm formation. Lineage: Eukaryota; Metazoa; Chordata; Mammalia; Primates; Hylobatidae. The record is from RefSeq and is a predicted model, not a curated record. Gene Ontology annotation, molecular function: protein tyrosine/threonine phosphatase activity; MAP kinase tyrosine/serine/threonine phosphatase activity. Gene Ontology annotation, cellular component: cytoplasm; nucleus.
UAGCGCACCCUCCCCCGGGAGCGCGGAGGAGCAUUAAUAAAUCUCUAAGCCGAGGAGGAAACUCUGGCUGGGGCAGUGCGCUGAGCGCCGGGGGAGCUUGGGGAGCGGCAGCGCCGGCGCCAGUGGCGACAGGAGCCGCGCGACCGGCAAAAAUACACGGGAGACCGCCGCCGAAAAGAGUCUGCGGUCCUCUCUCGUAAACACACUCUCCUCCACCGGCGCCUCCUCCUCCGCCCUGCGCGCCGCCCGGCUGGGCGCCCGAGGCCGCUCCGACUGCUAUGUGACCGCGAGGCUGCGGGAGGAAGGGGACCGGGGAGAAGAGGCUCGCCCGCGGGAGCCCUUGAGGACCAAGUUUGCGGCCACUUCUGCAGGCAUCCCUUCUUAGCUCUCGCCCGCCCCUUUCUGCAGCCUAGGCGGCCCGGGUGCCCUUCUCUUCCUCGCGCGCCCCGCCGCGUCGGUUCCCGGCGACCAUGGUGACGAUGGAGGAGCUGCGGGAGAUGGACUGCAGUGUGCUCAAAAGGCUGAUGAACCGGGACGAGAACGGCGGCGGCGCGGGCGGCAGCGGCAGCCACGGCACCCUGGGGCUGCCAAGCGGCGGCAAGUGCCUGCUGCUGGACUGCAGACCGUUCCUGGCGCACAGCGCGGGCUACAUCCGAGGCUCGGUCAACGUGCGCUGCAACACCAUCGUGCGGCGGCGGGCUAAGGGCUCCGUGAGCCUGGAGCAGAUCCUGCCCGCCGAGGAGGAGGUACGCGCCCGCUUGCGCUCUGGCCUCUACUCGGCGGUCAUCGUCUACGACGAGCGCAGCCCGCGCGCCGAGAGCCUCCGCGAGGACAGCACGGUGUCGCUGGUGGUGCAGGCGCUGCGCCGCAACGCCGAGCGCACCGACAUCUGCCUGCUCAAAGGCGGCUAUGAGAGGUUUUCCUCCGAGUACCCAGAAUUCUGUUCUAAAACCAAGGCCCUGGCAGCCAUCCCACCCCCGGUUCCCCCCAGCGCCACAGAGCCCUUGGACCUGGGCUGCAGCUCCUGUGGGACCCCACUACAUGACCAGGGGGGUCCUGUGGAGAUCCUUCCCUUCCUCUACCUCGGCAGUGCCUACCAUGCUGCCCGGAGAGACAUGCUGGACGCCCUGGGCAUCACGGCUCUGUUGAAUGUCUCCUCAGACUGCCCAAACCACUUUGAAGGACACUAUCAGUACAAGUGCAUCCCGGUGGAAGAUAACCACAAGGCUGACAUCAGCUCCUGGUUCAUGGAAGCCAUAGAGUACAUCGAUGCGGUGAAGGACUGCCGUGGGCGCGUGCUGGUGCACUGCCAGGCGGGCAUCUCGCGCUCGGCCACCAUCUGCCUGGCCUACCUGAUGAUGAAGAAACGGGUGAGGCUGGAGGAGGCCUUCGAGUUCGUUAAGCAGCGCCGCAGCAUCAUCUCGCCCAACUUCAGCUUCAUGGGGCAGCUGCUGCAGUUCGAGUCCCAGGUGCUGGCCACGUCCUGUGCCGCGGAGGCCGCCAGCCCCUCGGGACCCCUGCGGGAGCGGGGCAAGACACCCGCCACCCCCACCUCGCAGUUCGUCUUCAGCUUUCCGGUCUCCGUGGGCGUGCACUCGGCCCCCAGCAGCCUGCCCUAUCUGCACAGCCCCAUCACCACCUCUCCCAGCUGUUAGAGCUGCCCUGGGGGCCCCAGAACCAGAGCUGGCUCCCAGCAAGGGUAGGACGAGCCGCCUGCGGGCAGAAAGUUGGGACUGAGCAGCUGGGAGCAGGCGACCGAGCUCCUUCCCCAUCAUUUCUCCUUGGCCAACGACGAGGCCAGCCAGAAUGGCAAUAAGGACUCCAAAUACAUAAUAAAAGCAAACAGAACACUCCAACUUAGAGCAAUAACGGCUGCUGCAGCAGCCAGGGAAGACCUUGGUUUGGUUUAUGUGUCAGUUUCACUUUUCCAAUAGAAAUUUCUUACCUCAUUUUUUUAAGCAGUAAGGCUUGAAGUGAUGAAACCCACAGAUCCUAGCAAAUGUGCCCAACCAGCUUUACUAAAGGGGGAGGAAGGGAGGGCAAAGGGAUGAGAAGACAAGUUUCCCAGAAGUGCCUGGUUCUGUGUACUUGUCCCUUUGUUGUCGUUGUUGUAGUUAAAGGAAUUUCGUUUUUUAAAAGAAA